AUGGUCCAACUCGCCCACAUCUUCAAAAAGGAUAAGGAUAAGGAGAAAGAGAGCAAAGACUCUGAAUCAAAACCAAAAACGAAAUCCAAGGACGAACCCGAUAGUCCCGCUUCGUCACCCCGAGCGUCCUUCUCCACCUCCAAACCCUCCAAACCUCAUCCCGCUAAAUCCCCCUCUAAAUCUUCCUCCAAGUCGCCCACCAAGAACCGAUUCUCGCACAGUCGGUCUUCUUCCACUUCCACUCCCCUCAAAUUCGGCACUCGGUCUUCUAAAGACCAGGACUCUCACCCACUUAACCUACCCCCCGACGAGCUGCGCCGUCGUCUGUCCGCUAUGGCGGCCACUCGGGAUGACCAGCGGAGCUCCAUGGACAUUGAUCCUCAGGAAGCCCAGCAGAAGAACGGUGUGAACACUCAAGAGCGCAGUCCUACCCCACCUCCGCACCGCUCAAACUCCGAUGCGGGCGAGGCAGACUCGUUCAAGCUGGCUGGCAACAAAUUUUUCAAGGAUGGCAAUUACGCUCGUGCUAUCGAGGAGUACAACAAGGCUAUCGAAAUCAACCCCAACUCGUCCGCUUACCUGUCCAACCGCGCUGCGGCCCACAUGUCGGCAAAGCAAUUCCUGAACGCCCUUGAGGACAUUGAACGCGCGAACGAGCUCGACCCCACCAAUGCGAAGAUUGUGCACCGAUGGGCUAAAAUUUUGACAAACCUGGGUCGCCCCGCCGAGGCGCUCGAGGUCUUGUCUCGUGUGGAACCAGCUGCGACCGCGACCGACCGGGCCCCCGCCGAGAAGAUGUUGAAAUUCGUCCGCCAGGCCGAGGAGACUCUUGCCGAGGACCGCGGUGGAUCGAUGGCGAUUUUCUGUCUCGAUCAGGCCCGCCAGGGUCUCGGACUGGGCGUGAAGGAGCCACGCAAGUGGACUCUUCUGACUGCUGAGGCGCAGUUGAAGAUGAACAACAGCAACUCGCUGGGUAAGGCGCAGGAUCUGGCCAUCGGAUUGCUGCGCGAUAACAGCCAGGACCCCGAUGCGAUGAUGAUUCGGGCGCGUGCAUUCUACGCCUCCGGUGAGACGGAACAAGCGCUGAAGCUGUUGAAGAUGUGUCUUGGGCUGGACCCGGAUAUGAAGGCGGCGAUCAAGUUGUUGCGCAUGGUGCAGAAGUUGAGCCGCACAAAGGAGGAGGGUAAUGCUGCUUUCAAGGCUAAGGAUUACCGUCGUGCUAUUGAACUCUGGACUCAGGCUCUUGAGGUGGAUCCUACCAACAAGGAUAUGAACUCGAAGAUCCUGCAGAACCGUGCUCAGGCUUAUAUCAACCUGAAGGAGCACGAUGCCGCUAUCGAAGACUGCACUGAGGCCCUGCGUCUGGAUCCUGAUUACCUUAAGGCUUUGAAGAUGCGUGCCAAGGCUUACGGUGGCGCUGAGAAGUGGGAGGAGGCUGCUCGCGACUACAAGAGCGUUGCUGAGAAGAACCCAUCUGAGAAGGGUAUCGGAGAGGAUAUUCGUCGGGCUGAGUUCGAGCUGAAGAAGUCCCAGCGCAAGGAUUACUAUAAGAUCUUGGGAGUUGGCAAGGAUGCCAGUGAGAACGAGAUUAAGAAGGCCUACCGCAAGAUGGCUAUUCAGUACCACCCCGACAAGAACCGCGACGGCGAGCAGGGCGAUGAGAAGUUUAAGGAGAUUGGUGAGGCCUACGAGUGUCUGAUGGACUCUCAGAAGCGUGCUGCUUAUGACAACGGUGAUGACCUGAUGGACCCUGCUGAUAUGUUCGGCGGCGGUGGCUUCGGCGGCAUGGGAGGAGGCAUGGGUGGCAUGGGCGGUAUGGGUGGAAUGGGAGGUAUGGGCGGUAUGGGCGGCAUGAACGGCUCCCAUAUCAACAUCGACCCGAACAUCCUGUUCAACAUGAUGAACGGCGGUGGCGGUGGCGGUUUCGCCUCUGCUGGUGGCCACCCAUUCGGCGGUGGUCAGUCUCGCGGUGGAUUCCCUGGCGGGUUCUCCUUCUAA
This is a messenger RNA of Penicillium pulvis, 1998 nucleotides long. Its product is annotated as DnaJ and TPR domain protein. Lineage: Eukaryota; Fungi; Ascomycota; Eurotiomycetes; Eurotiales; Aspergillaceae. Bases 1 to 1998 code for a protein of 665 amino acids. The record is from RefSeq and is a predicted model, not a curated record. Gene Ontology annotation, molecular function: protein binding. The transcript has 3 exons.